Centropristis striata (black sea bass) is the source of this 1142-nucleotide messenger RNA. It is a transcript of the gene c7h22orf39, whose product is annotated as chromosome 7 C22orf39 homolog. The transcript has 3 exons. The record is from RefSeq and is a predicted model, not a curated record. Bases 86 to 415 code for a protein of 109 amino acids. NCBI's taxonomy places the organism in Eukaryota, Metazoa, Chordata, Actinopteri, Perciformes, Serranidae.
GUAAUGGCUGUAAAAAUGUGUGGUAGCGCUUUUAUUGUGAAAUUAAAUUGAACCGGAAGUAUUGUGUUAGCUGGCGCAGCUAGCAAUGGACCAGUCUGGACAAGCAACGUGGAGGCCACCUAGGGUCUGUGAUGCCUACUGGAGUGAAUUCAAACAUUGCAACAGCUUGAGGCAUUCUUUUCACCACUAUUACACCUAUGGCACCUCCCCAUCCUGCCAGCAGUGGAAAGAAGACUAUAUUAACUGCACAGAGUGGGAGAAACACAGAGGCGCAGCGGCCAAGGAAGCCCUGCAGAGGAGUGAGAGGAACAGAGUGGCAGAGCAGAGAAACUUCACCCCAGUGUGGAAACUGAGGCAAGAGCCUCCCAGAGACUGGCACAUGCCCCUGAACCAUGGAAAGCCUCAGGACUUCUGAACUGUCACCAUUAACCUGCUCACUGUGCUCUGUGGCAGCCAACGCAGAGUGAAAUUAAGAUUUGAGAUUCUUAUCACUUAACUGACUAAACAUAUGAGAACCACAUGCUGGAGACUGUCAUUACUUAUUGCUAUCUCAAGUUGUAUCUAGUGAGCUGCUGUACGAAGAAAGAAGAGUGGCAGCCUCUAGUGGUCAAUGCUGAGUAUGACAGAAUCUAUUCAUUCAGAUUUAUCUACUUCAGCCUGUCAUCUCUGCAAAGGCAGUGUUUUUUUCCCCUCUAUCAUCAUUUUCCAAAGCUUGUGUAAACUGAAGCAAAAAUUCUAACGGCAUUCACAGAUUUGCUGUAUUAAUUAAGCAUUAAUUGCCUUUUUUCUGUUCAGUGUAAGGAAAGGGUAAUAUUGGAUUAGUUAUGUAGUGGAUUUAUUUUGAAGAUUUAACGCAUUCCAUUCAGGGAAUGAACGAUCUGUUGUGCAUUGUUUAAAUUAGGGUUAAAUUAAAAGUUGAAGCUGCACUAGAAUGUACCAACACUUGAUGGCAUCUAACAGGAGCGCCAGAUACUCCUUUGUGAUGAAUAUAUUAUAUACAUGAUUGAUACAUUAAUAAGACAAUUCACCUUCUCCGUUUGUGCAGUGUUCUGCCUUUAUAUAGUCGAUUUUGGCUUUACUCUGAAAUAACACAAAAGUAAAUUAUUCUGAACAUAUUGUGUCAAUAAAAAAGUACAUUUUUA